This is a messenger RNA of Phoenix dactylifera (date palm), 1149 nucleotides long. RefSeq lists its product as uncharacterized. The record is from RefSeq and is a predicted model, not a curated record. Lineage: Eukaryota; Viridiplantae; Streptophyta; Magnoliopsida; Arecales; Arecaceae.
UAGAAACAGGAGCGGCGGCACAGAGAGAAGAGAUAAGCGAGUGGGAGCGAGCGAGCGAUGAUCCGCCGCUUCUCCCCCCUCACCGCCAUGCCGUCCUCCUCCUCUUCCUCCUCCUCCUCCUCCCCCUCUCCCAGACCCAAGCGAAACCCAAACCCUAACACUAAUUUUUCAAACCCUAAGUCCGGUUCCCUUCCGCCGUGCAAGCACUCGCCGGCGGCGACCCUCGACCUGCUCAUACUCGUCCUUGUCCUCUUCUCUUGCGCCUUUCUCAUCAUCUCUUCCCUCGCCCACCUCGUCCGCGCCCUCUCUACCCUCCUCCCCCCACUCCUCCGCCCCCUUGCCGCCUCGUUCCACGCUGCCCCCCUCCCCUACCUCGCCGCCAUCGUCCUCCUCCUCCUCAUCGCCACCGCCGUCGCCGCGGCCGAGCUAUCCGGCGCCGCCUGGCCCUGGGACUGGCCCUGCUGGCGCCGCCGCCGCUGUGGCAAACCCCGCUGCCGCGGCCUCCGCAAGGCCCUCGAGUUCGACGUCCAGCUCCAGACUGAGGAUGGCCUCCGCUCGCCACCCGACGCCGCCGCCGCCGCCAUGUGGAAGGAGAUCGACGGCCUUCCCUGGAAGGGAGGCCAGCAGGGGAACAACCCUGACUACGAGUGCCUCCGCGCCGAGCUCCGCCGGAUGGCGCCCCCCAACGGCCGAGCCGUGCUGCUCUUCCGCUCCCAAUGCGGGUGCCCCGUCGCCAAGCUCGAGGGUUGGGGCCCCAAGCGGAGCCGCCGCCAGAAAAAGGGCAUGGCAAACUUGGCACUUGAGAGAGGAAGGUGAUGGCUGUAGGGGUCUUACCUGUUAGUUCAAUCUGCUUCUAUUUCUAAAGGACUUAAUUAUGUUGGAUAUUACUCCACAAAAACUUAUGUUACAAAUUGAUGAUGGUUAAAAAGAAGGGAAAAAUAAAAAAGAAUGAUGAAAAUAGUCCAGAUAGUGGUUCCCACCAUCUAGAAGUAUGCCUCUCAUAUCGCAAAUUCUUGCUCCUUGUAGUUAUGGAGACGAGUUAAAGGAGGGGCAGCUGAUGCACAAUAAAUUUAGAAAAGCUGGAAAACAUAACGUUAUUUUCUUUCCAAUAGCAUAAUUUUUUGUCUUUAUUUGUCACUGCCAAAAUAA